UUGAUGCGGAGAUGAAGUCCUCGGUGACCAUCGGACAGUAGUCAGCCCGACACGCUACUUUUGCUCCCACAACUUUUACUCUCCGCUGCUCAUCCAGCUUGCUGACACAUCCGGAGAAAAGAUUAGACAUUUUGCUCUAGUUUCAGUCUUUUUUUGCCUUUUUAUCUGGGCCAGACUAGACGUAUCGCGCGGUAUCCCCACCACCUUUCGUGGAUUUCCCAACCCGCAGCCCAAAUACUGUGGUGGAAAAAACAUACUUUGGUGGAUUGUUUCCAGAACAUGACUACAACAUGUGGAAGAAGGUACGAAGCGACUGAUAAACACGAGUAUUUCUGCCCCUAACACAGAUGCAGUGAGUGUACCCUGGUUGCGGUUCAGCCUGCUCGGUCAUCGUGAAAUUUGGAAGAAGUCGUGUGGAGCACAAAGAGCUUUUUAAAGCCGAUGACACAACAAGUUUGGACCAUGCACCCCCUGUGCUGACAGACGACUGAGCUGCCACACUGACGCUUAUUUCUGACUGUUGUUUUCCCCACAACACAAAGUUGGACAAUCCACAGAAGUUUUCAGGCAGUCCAUUUGCUAUUUGCAGAGCUGUACACGGGGGGAAAAACGUGCUUUAACUCACAUUAUACUGAAACCGCUCUUAGCCAAAGUGUAUCUUCACUGCAGUGUUUUGACCACCGUGUGAGAGGCUCCCUGAACUGAGGUCCACUUUAAAUGCGGACCGGUUUGCGGUCGGUGAGAGCACCGCCGAGCUGCCAGUGCCGCUUGAUUUUUAAUCCAAGGCAAAACAGAAAUCGCUUAUUGUUUUCCUACUUGGUACCAACACUAUGGAGCUGACAUACACGAGAAUUGUCCUGCUGGGGUGCAUCUUCCUGGAAUGGUUUCUCCUGGCUUCUGCAGAGGAAGAGGUCCUGAUGAACACUAAGACGGAGACUUCUGAUCUCAAAUGGACGGUCUUCUCACAUGCCAAACCCGAGUGGGAGGAAGUCAGUGGUUUGGAUGAGGAGAACAACAGCGUGAGGACCUAUCAGAUCUGUCAGACUGACAGCGCCUCCAGCCACUGGCUGCGCAGCGGCUUUAUCCAGCGGCGAGGAGCGUCUCAGGUUUACGUGGAGCUGCGCUUCACCGUGAUGGAGUGUUCGUCCAGGAGCACCCACCACCGCAGCUGCAAGGAGACCUUCAACCUGUACUACUACCAGGCCGACUCCGACGAGGCCACGUCCACUAACCCGCCCUGGAUGGAGAACCCAUACACCAAGGUGGACACAGUGGCUGCAGACUUUCUACGGAGGAAGGGCGGGGAGCGGAAAUUCAAUGUGAAGACCUUACGGCUCGGCCCUCUAUCUAAGAGAGGCUUCUACUUGGCCUUUCAGGCUCAGGGCGCCUGCAUGGCCCUGCUGUCCGUCAGAGUCUUCUUCAAGAAGUGUCCCCCCCUGGUCAGUGCUCUUUCCUCCUUCCCCGAGACGGUCCCCCGCACACUGGUGCAGGAGGCGCAGGGUGUGUGUGUGCAGCACGCCGCCCAGCAGGGACCUCGACCUCGGCCACCUAAGCUCUUCUGCGGGGAAGACGGUCAGUGGGUGGGCCAGCCAACUACUUCCUGUGCCUGCAUGCCAGGAUAUGAACCCUUUGAAGGACAAACAAGAUGCACAGCCUGUCCUCCAGCUCAGUUCAAGUCAUCCUCGGAGGGCCAGUGCACAAGCUGUCCAGGAUUCAGCCAAGCCAUCAUGGCAGGGGCGUCCGUGUGUGCGUGUCAAUCUGGAUACUUGCGUGCCGAGUCGGACACGCCUGACAUGCCGUGCACAAGACCUCCCUCUGCUCCACGCACCGUCCUCUGCAAGAUCAAUGACACCACGCUCAGCCUGGAGUGGAACGAGCCUCUGGACAACGGCGGCAGAACAGACCUGAGCUACGCCGUCAGGUGCUCUGUAUGCAGGUCCCCCAAGGGGCCGUGCCUCUCCUGUGGAGACAGCGUCAGCUACCGGCCUGAGCAGCAAGGCCUGCUGGGUCGCAGGGUAGAGGUGUGGGGCCUGCUGCCUCAAACCACGUACUCCUUUACAGUGCAGUCUCUGAACGGGGUGUCUCAUGUCAGCGGCAAAGACCCUGCCAGUGGAAGUGUCAACAUCACCACCAGCCACAACGUGCCGUCGCUGGUGUCUGUGAUUCGGAAGAGCGACUCCACAGAGAGCAGCCUGACUCUGCACUGGUCAGUGUCCGCUCAGCCUCACUACACCAUCCUGCAGUAUCAGAUCCGCUACUGUGAGAAGGAGCGACGUAGUGAAGAUCAGUGCCACUACACAGAGAGUAACAAGAACCAGGCGGUGCUGACGGACCUCCGCAGGGCGACCCAGUACGAGGUUCAGGUUCGGGCGCGCACCAUGGGCGGGUAUGGCAGCUUCAGUCCUGCUGCCUUAUUCCGCACGCUGCCUGAUAGUCACGACUCUGCCGCCCAGUUCCUAGUACCUGGCAUCCUUAUCGCGGUCGGGAUGUUACUGCUUGUCACCUUCGUCUUAGUGGCCGCCUACUGCAUACGCAGACACAGUCGAGUCAAGGAUCCAGAGCUGAGCGACAAAAACAGCCAGUACCUCAUCGGCCAAGGGGUCAAGGUUUAUAUCGACCCCUUCACCUACGAGGACCCUAAUGAGGCGGUCCGAGAAUUUGCCAAAGAGAUUGAUGUUUCCUUUGUCAAGAUCGAGGAGGUUAUCGGUGCCGGAGAGUUUGGAGAGGUGUGUCGAGGGCGGCUGAAGGUCCCGGGGAAAAAAGAAAACUACGUAGCCAUUAAAACACUAAAAGGAGGCUACACUGACAAGCAGAGACGGGACUUCCUGUCUGAAGCGUCCAUCAUGGGUCAGUUCCAGCACCCCAACAUCAUCCACUUGGAGGGGAUCAUCACGGCGAGCUGCCCCGUCAUGAUCCUCACAGAGUUUAUGGAGAACGGAGCUCUGGACUCUUUUCUGCGGCUGAACGACAGCCAGUUCACUCCCAUCCAGCUGGUGGGAAUGCUGCGCGGCAUCGCCUCCGGCAUGAAGUACCUGGCAGAGAUGAGUUACGUCCACCGGGACCUGGCUGCCCGCAACAUCCUGAUCAACAGCAACCUGGUGUGCAAGGUGUCUGACUUCGGCUUGUCACGCUUCCUGCAGGAGAACUCUUCCGACCCGACCUACACCAGCUCUCUGGGAGGAAAGAUCCCCAUCCGCUGGACAGCACCCGAGGCCAUCGCCUUCAGAAAGUUUACCUCGGCCUCAGAUGUGUGGAGCUAUGGCAUCGUCAUGUGGGAGGUCAUGUCCUUUGGAGAAAGGCCAUACUGGGACAUGAGCAACCAGGAUGUCAUCAACGCCAUAGAGCAGGACUACCGGCUGCCUCCGCCCCCUGACUGCCCCACCCACCUGCACCAGCUGAUGCUUGACUGCUGGCAGAAAGACCGCUCGGCGCGCCCUCGCUUCGCGGACCUCGUCAGUGCUCUGGACAAACUGAUCCGCAACCCGGCAUCGCUGAAAAUAGUGGCUCAAGAAGGAGCAGGGCUGUCCUACCCCCUGCUGGACCAGCGUGCACCUUUAGCCCUCUCGUCCUGUGCUUCCGUGGGGGAAUGGCUGAGGGCCAUCAAGAUGGAGCGCUACGAAGACAGCUUCCUGCAGGCCGGCUUCAACACGGUGGACCAGUUGGCCCAGAUCAGCACAGAGGAUCUGCUGCACAUGGGAGUGACUUUGGCAGGACACCAGAGGAAAAUCCUUUCCAGCAUCCAGACAAUGACCUUUCGGAACAAGAGCACUGCAACCGUGACCUUCUAGCUCACCUGUUGUCUAACCUGGACUCCUGCCCACAGGUGCUGCCAUGUACCGAGAGCUCUGAUCCCACUCUGAACACGGACUCAAAGGGCAAUUGGCAGAAACAUAUAAUGACCAGGAAAAAACAACUAAAGGAGACUUUCCGAUCGGGAUGAGAGAGUCGGACACAGAGACGUUUGGACUGUUGACGUCCUGCAGACUUGACUUUUUACAUUUUGUGGUCUGUGUUUUUAUAUCUACCUGAAGUAAAGGACCCCAUAAACGUGCUGCACCAAGAGGAGAGAAUGAUCAGAACUGACAAAGUUUCUGUAGUAUCAUGUCAUUUUGCAAACUGACUGGUUUGAAAAAACUUCACCAAAGGAGACAAAAGAAAAAAGCGACUCCAAGGAUUUUUCGUUUCCAUAGUGUUGUGUAAUCAUGAAUGAGAACUGCUGUCACCCUGGGUGUCUUGCCAUUUAAUCCAUCUGGAUUACGUUAUCAAGAACAUUUUAACUGUUGGAUUGUACUUCUCUGUUUCUCUUUGAUUUCAACAUUACCUCCUCUUUACUCAGGUGUGAUGUGUAAUGCAAACUUCGGAGAGCGCUGUACUCGUCUUAAUCAGACGUCUUUCUUCUUCACCGGGCAGAGAGACUCAUCAGCACUUUUUGUCAUUUCAGAGUGAAUCUGUAACUCUGUGUGUUGUACUUGGAGUGUGGUUGAUUAUAUUUACUGCCUGUGUGUCUGAACACGGACCAACUCAGAGACCAGGGAACACUGUAGAGCUGGUUUCCUCUGAGACACUCACCAUGGGAGCUGUCUGGCUUAAAACGUGUUUUUCUUGAUAUAACUGAUGCAUCUUUAAUCCUCCUCUUCUGUAUUCCCCAUCUACCAGUGCCAUUCAGUCGUCUUUGUGGACUUAAAUGCCAAUUUUUAUAAAGCAGUCAUCUCUCAUGAGUGAUUCUUGUCUCAUUAAAAUGUACCUCAAAGGGUAACUUUGACAUUUUGAAGUUCAGUGUUUUAUUUGCCAUUAUGCUGGUUGUGUAGUGCGCAAAUGUUCCUGCCUUUGACUCCAAGCUACACAAAAUAUGUUUCUUAAAAUGUUGCAACAAAAAAAAGCACAACUACCAGCUAAGCUAACAUGCUAGCUGGCAGCCUCCGGUAUCCAUUGGUUUCGGAGGGGAAUGCUAACACCACUGCUGUUUGAUUAGCACAGCCCCCCCACAUUUUAAAUGAAGUGUCUUAUUUUCUUUCAUUAGAGGCUGGUUGUGUGGUCAGCAAACAUUGUUAAGCAUUUAGCAUAAAGCACAUUACACAGCUAACAUGCCAUCUUGCAGCCAGACGUUUCCAUUGGUUUCAAGGUGGAAUGCUAAUCAUAUUGCUGAGCUCGACUCAAUACAACAAUAUGUUGAAGGGGAAUAACAUACAGGAGUUCAAAAUGUCAAAGUGUUGCUCAGACUUUGCAUCUCUCCGAGGAUAAUACCAGUCUUUUGACAUUAAGGUCUUGCACAAUGUUCUGCACUAAAUCACGAACAUGUGGUUUUAACAGUUUAAUACAAAAUGCUAUGAUUGCUUUAACCUUGUUGCCAUAGGGCACUUUUAUAAAAUAGGAUCCUUCAUGAUUUGGUCAUUUUAAGUGAGGGCAAUUUGGGUUUUUCUUCUUCAUUUGACUUUGUAUUUCCAUCAUAAUUACCUAGGGUUUCAGGAGGUUUAAUGGGCAAUUUACACACAUUUAAAAAUCCAUUCAAAUCUGAUGUUUAACUUAAAUUAAAGUCUGGUAAAUACACACCAAAUGAAGUGUAAAAGGCCACAUGCUGAGGUUUGUGUUAUAACUUCAAAAUGUCCAAUGUGUUUAAUGAGCCUUGAUAAGAAAAACUGGUAUUGUCACGCAAGAGUUUGAGAGAAUCCUUUUUGGAUUAUGGGAAAUGUGAUCUUCAUAUUGAAGAUCUCAAUAAAACCAACUUUGUAAUAAUGAAUAGAUAAAAGUAUGUUUUGAUUACUGUCCUGUGUGUAGGCUAAUCUGUAUUCAGUAUUCAUAAUAAAGAUACACACCAGUGUUUACCAUCCA
Molecule: messenger RNA, 5829 nt
Organism: Eleginops maclovinus (Patagonian blennie)
Lineage: Eukaryota; Metazoa; Chordata; Actinopteri; Perciformes; Eleginopidae
Product: ephrin type-B receptor 4a-like
Exons: 17
Coding region: 831-3788 (985 amino acids)
Biological process (GO): protein phosphorylation; axon guidance; ephrin receptor signaling pathway
Cellular component (GO): plasma membrane; dendrite
Molecular function (GO): transmembrane-ephrin receptor activity; protein binding; ATP binding
Source: RefSeq, a predicted model, not a curated record